This is a messenger RNA of Amphimedon queenslandica, 761 nucleotides long. RefSeq names its product tctex1 domain-containing protein 1-B-like. Bases 72 to 611 code for a protein of 179 amino acids. Gene Ontology annotation, cellular component: cytoplasm; cytoplasmic dynein complex. The record is from RefSeq and is a predicted model, not a curated record. Gene Ontology annotation, molecular function: dynein intermediate chain binding. Lineage: Eukaryota; Metazoa; Porifera; Demospongiae; Haplosclerida; Niphatidae. The transcript has a single exon. Gene Ontology annotation, biological process: microtubule-based movement.
CGAGUUUGAAGGCGUUUCCUGCAGCUGCUGUACAGUGUACAUACUGUUGAAGACUGGAGAGAUACAGUACCAUGACUGCAAAAGAAAACACUUUGUAUCCACCUGGCCAACUACUCGCUGCAAAGCAGUCAAGUUUGUUCUCUAGAGAGAGCUUUCAUGAGGAACAGAUGAAGAAACGUGAAGGUAAUAGGAGCGUCAUUGCUUUAGCACAGGAACCAGAUGAGCAAAUGACAAUAACAAAACCCAAAGUUCUGUAUGAGAACACAUACAAGCUCCAACCUGAAGUAAAAUUCCAGUCAAGUGCUGCUCAAAGAGUUAUAAAUGAGCUGCUUGAGACACACUUGAAAGGUGAAACAUAUGAUGCUAAUGCUAGUGCUCAAAUGACGAAAACACUUGCUCAAAUUAUAAAAGACGCAGUCAAAGAUCUCAAUUAUGACCGAUACAAAAUUGUGUGCAUUGUUACUAUUGGUGAACUUUUAAAUGGUGAUGUUGGUGUACUUCAAGCCAGUCGAUGUGUUUGGGAUACUAAUUGGGACACAUUUGCUAGUGGAGUUUACAAGAACAAAACCUUAUAUGGAGUAGCUACUGUUUAUGCCAUAUAUCAAGAGUGAUAAUCCAAAAAUAUAAACUACAUGAAAAUAUGAAUUACAUGUACAUUUAGUGGUUUUGUGUGUAUUGAAGUAUCCUUAAACUACAACAGUUUAUCACAAUAAAUUAUUAGAUUUAUUUUUAUUACAUAAUAAUUGUGGUUAAAAAUUGAA